This is a messenger RNA of Eurytemora carolleeae, 1768 nucleotides long. RefSeq lists its product as uncharacterized. The transcript has 10 exons. Gene Ontology annotation, molecular function: serine-type endopeptidase activity. Bases 59 to 1690 code for a protein of 543 amino acids. The record is from RefSeq and is a predicted model, not a curated record. Gene Ontology annotation, biological process: proteolysis. NCBI's taxonomy places the organism in Eukaryota, Metazoa, Arthropoda, Copepoda, Calanoida, Temoridae.
AUAUACAAUCCAUGCUAUUUAUAAAGAUCAGAAGCAUGUAAUCUAAACAUUGCAUGUUAUGAUUGUUUCGUUAUCAGUUGUAUUCCUUGCUGCUUCUGUAAUAUUGGAUGAGUAUGAUUAUGAAUGUGAUGAUUAUGCAGUAGAUGAGGUGGAUUAUGAUAAUGAACAGAAGCUUCCUGAAAGCAAUUCAUUUCAGGAUUCCAACAUCUAUGUUGGAAACAAUCCAAAUGAAAUAGAAGGAAAUUCAGCUGAGGAUUCUUAUAUCUAUGAUGAAAACAUACCGACUGAAGUUGAUGGAGAUUCAUCUGGAUUACGUCUAGUUGGAGGUUCAAGGGCAAACACUUCCCAAUUGCCUUUUGUUGUCGGAUUUUCAUUAGCUGUAGGUGAAACAGACUUCACUUCUUGCACAGGGUCACUUAUUUCAAAAGACUGGAUAGUCAGUGCAGCCCAUUGUAUUUUAUUCUUGGUUGACACAAAGGACCUGAAGGCAUGUGUGGAGGAGACUGCAAAUGGGCAACCUUUCACAAACCCCAAAACGCAAGGAAAAGUAAAGUGUGUGAUUACAGAGGCAGAAGACAUACACAUAUAUCCAAUUGAACCUAAGGUUUUUGCAUAUAUUGGUAUAUCUAAUGUCAAUGAAGUGGCAGAUGUUUCUAAAGGAGAAAAGCUUCCAAUAGAAUAUGUUGUACGCCAUAAGAAUAGUUACAGAGGGGGUGGAAGCUAUGGUACAUUUGGAGGGUAUGAUAUCACUGUACUCAGAUUAGCUUCACCAACUAAUACAGAACCAGCCUGUCUUCCGUCUGGUGACUUCAUAGACUCAAGAUUAGGAACUGGCUUUGACAACAUUCAAAAUGUUAUGCUUGCAGGGUUUGGAAGGUAUUACAGGUCUCCUUGUAUGACAGAUGAUCUUGGUCCAUCUCUAAACCAUUACUGUGUUGAAGACUCUGAAUGUAAUACGGAUGUAAAUCCUCCUGUGACUGAAGAAUGCCAAAAGCUUUUCACUGAUAAUCCUGAAAUUGAAAAUGAGUUCAGCGACACAGAUUUGUAUAAAAUAACCAUAAGGGACUUGCAAUUUGAUUGUUUCCGCACAACAUCAUUUAAGGAAGAAUCAAAAGGAUGGUGCCCUGUCACAGAUGAUGCUUCGACCAUUGGAAGAAUACAAUCAACAGACUCUUGGGGGUUUUGUGGAAAAGAUUGUUUUCUAAGGGAAGGGGAAAAUAUUGAGCCUGACAGUUCAGUGUUAAGAAUUAAGGAGGGCAUUGACAUCCUUUCUAAUGAAAUGUGUAAUAAGUUCUUGUUAGCUUCUUUUUCAACUGUAAUUCCUAAACACCAGCCAGAGAUUUUGUGCAUUGGUUACUACAAAAAGAAAAGAAUUAGGACCUACCAACUCUUAGCUGAUGGAAAGGUUAGGAGAGGAAAAUUUGAAUAUUACCGUUAUGUUACAUCUGCUGGUACUUGCAAUGGGGAUUCAGGUGGUCCAGUUUUUAUAAGAGAUGAAAAAACUGGAAAAUUUGUAGUUCUAGGGGCUGUCAGCGGUGGAAGAGGUUUACUAUCAAAUUGUGGGGGAAUAAACAAUCCAACACAUUAUUCAAGAUUUAGUAAGCUGGUUGAUUGGAUAAUAUCUGCUGUUGGUGCAGACUCAGAAGACUUAUGCAUCAUUGGAAAUUCAUCACAAUCGUUAAAAAAUUAGUUAUAUUUGACAUGAAACCUUUUACUGCUCUUAAAUUCUAUUAUGUUUAUUUAAUAAAUCUACAUGAAUAUCAAACAA